Molecule: messenger RNA, 1117 nt
Organism: Ixodes scapularis (black-legged tick)
Lineage: Eukaryota; Metazoa; Arthropoda; Arachnida; Ixodida; Ixodidae
Product: vicilin-like seed storage protein At2g18540
Exons: 2
Coding region: 224-1117 (297 amino acids)
Source: RefSeq, a predicted model, not a curated record
CGUGGGACGCUCCUAUUGGUCCGAAGCGCUGACGUCAGCACGGGUGACCCUCUCCCUCUUUCCCCGGCGCUGAAGGAGGCGCCGCGGCGCGGUGGAAGAAUGCGGUCGUGCUCAGUUGCCGUUCGCCGGGUGUUCUUUGCUACGGGUUUCCGUAGAAGCGGUGCGAGGGCUGCGAUUCGCGUGACCAGUUAAAGGGAUAGAUGCGGUUCCUCCCCCGAGUGGUAUGGAUGUUGUUCCUCCCACGGGUGGUAUGGAUGUUGUUCCUUCCACGAGUGGUAUGGAUGUUGUUCUUUCUACGAAUGACAUGGAAGACCGUGUCCAACGGCGUCGACGGAAGAUAGCCGAGGCCACGCUUCGGCGGCGUCAAGCCGAGACUGAGGAAGAACGCAAGCGUCGUUUGGCUGCUGCCGCAGAGUCAAGGCGACGGAAGCGUGCAGCGGAAAGCGAAGAGGAAAGGCAAUACCGUUUGGCAACAGCAGCAGAGGCAAUGCGUCGGAAGCGUGCGGCGGAAAGUGAAGAGAAAAGAAAACGGCGUUUAGUAGCUGAAGCAGAGGCGGCGCGUCUGAAGCGUGCGGCGCUAAGCGAAGAGGAAAGGCAACAACGUUUAGUAGCCGAAGCGAACGCCAAGCGGGUCAAGCGACAGGCGGAUUCUGCGAGACGGCAAAGGGAAGCCGAAGCGAAGCGACGCAGGCGGCAAGCGGAUUCUGCACUACGGCAAGCGGAGGCCGAAGCGAAGCGACGCAGGCGGCAAGCGGAUUCUGCACUACGCCUAGCGGAGGCCGACGCGAGGCGACGCAGGCGACAAGCGGACGCUGGAGUAACUGUAGCGGGUACAGUUACUCGAGCGGAGGCCGAAGCGAAGCGACGCGGGCGGAAAGCGGAUUCUGUACUACGGCAAAAGGAGGCCGACGUCGCGGAAGCGGAGCGCCAACAUCAACUACACAUUGGGGCUACGAACACCUUCGAGCGGGAUUUUCUGGAGAAUCCAUUUGGCCAAGUAUGCUCUGUGUGCCAUAGACUGUGGCAUAAAAAGGAUCUAUGGAGUGAAAAUAAAAUUAAAAGGGAGUUAAAGAAACAAACAAACAAACAUAAAUGGUAUAACAAACAGAAACUUUAA